CAUUUAUUUUAUUAAUAGUAAGAGCAAGUAAACCAAUAGUUAGUUAUAAUAUUAAAAAAACAAUUAAUGUAAAAAAUCUGAUGUCUGCGUAGAUUCCUCCACCAUAAUAUUUUCCAGUUACCGUGACAUUUUCGGCUUUAUUGUCUAUAUAAUUGUCCAUUGACCGUUUCUGGUUUAUAUUAUGAUUUAUGAUCUUAAAUUAUUAUUACUUAGUUAGCGUUUAUUCACACCGUAAGUAUUCUCUACUGAUCCGUAGGUUGCGAUUAGUUAAGAACUUGUGUCUCCGUAUGCAGGCUAGACAAGUUCGUCGUUUCCAUUUCAAAACAACAAGUCUAACCUUAGACCCUAACAAGUUCAAGAUUCCGUACCCAAGUCUUGACGGCUACAAAUCGCACGGAUGUACGACACAGCUGUGGCGUUGGUCACAAACAGCCGGAACUCCACUUAUCGGACAACCGCAAACCCGUGGAUCUGACCGAAGACGGUAUGCCCGAAACACAGGAAGUGCGCCUCGAAGCGGUAGUCGAACAAGUCACCAUAGUCUCGAUAAGUACUACCAGAUAUUGCACGCACUUACUAGAUUCUCCCUUAGCACUAAUGUCCAAACUUAAUUCUGCAAGAAUGUAUAGUAAUAACUAAUAAGCAUCAUAUUUUAGAAACCGAGAAAAACAGCUGCUCAAUUAGAUGGAAAUCCUUAUGAAAGUAAAUUAUUUAUUAAUUUUUGUUAUUGAUAUUGGUGUUGAAUACUCUUUCAAAUUGAUGAUAUUAUAAUUGGUACACUUUCCACUUAACCAGUCGACCUGAUUUAAAAAAAUGCAUGGUUUGACUAAUUACCUAUCAAAACUUUACUGUCUGUCAUUAUACACUUAUAUUAAAUAACAGAUUAUAUUAUGUCUGUUCUUAUUAUUUAUUUCGAUACACAAAUAAAUUUGUAUAUUUUAAAGCAUAAUAUUUAAAAUUAUUGUUUGUUUUGUAUUUAUUAUUAUUAUCAGUAGAUUUAAUCAAACAAUAGAUUUUAUAUGUUAUAAUUUGAAAUAGAAAAACGAAUUCAGUAUAAUUUGUCAGUAAUUCAUUGGUAUUAGUUUUAUUGUUUUUAGAUAUUAUGUGUAUACUUAUUACUUUUCACUUUAUUUCACUAGGUCAAGUAUUAUUAUUUGAAAAUACCAAGUGUAAGAAAUUCAUUUAAUAUAGAAGAAAUAAAAGGACUGUUGAAAACCUUACG
This is a messenger RNA of Acyrthosiphon pisum (pea aphid), 1222 nucleotides long. RefSeq lists its product as uncharacterized. The record is from RefSeq and is a predicted model, not a curated record. The coding region runs from base 189 to 611 and encodes 140 amino acids. NCBI's taxonomy places the organism in Eukaryota, Metazoa, Arthropoda, Insecta, Hemiptera, Aphididae. The transcript has 2 exons.